UCGAUUUGUAGUUCCAUUUGCCAGACGCUCCGAUAUAUUUCGAGAUUUAUGUUGUUCCUGGCCGGCUCUUUUGAAAUUAUUGUGUCACCCUAAGAUUAGUAAAGUGAUUAAGAAGCGGAAUUCAAGUGGAUUAAAAUGCCUUAGAAUUUGUGUUUGGAGAGCGAUCGGGCGUGCGUGUGUGUGUGUGAGUCGAAUUAGUGUCUUGACAAAUAAAAACAUGAUUGUUCCGCUUGGACUUUUAUUAAUUUUAGCGCAACUUCUGUUUCAAAUAGAAUCUACUGAAAUAUGUUCAAAGAGCGAAUUGCAUGCAUUAAUUCUAGCUAGAGGCGGAAGUAAGGGUAUUAAAUACAAAAACCUUGUUGAAAUAGCGGGACUCUCAUUGCUGGCGCGUACAAUCAUAAAAAUACAAAAUUCUGCUUGCUUUGAUCAUAUUUGGGUGUCCACAGAUGACAAAAGAAUUGCUACUGAGGCCGAGAAAUAUGGGGCUAUUGUGCAUGUUCGGCCCCCAGAGUUUGCCAUGGACGACACAUCUUCUCUGGAUGCUAUCAAAGAGUUUUUGGACACGCACAAAGCCAUUCAUAAUUUUUCUCUAUUUCAAUGUACUUCUGUGUUUCUGAAGGAAGAAUACAUUAAAGAUGCUGCUUUGGCAUUUAAAAACCAUGACUGUGUGUUCGCAGCUAAGAGGUCGCAUUAUUUAAGAUGGGAAUACAUUGAUAAUUUGCUGGUUCCCGUGGGCUUUAAUUCAAAGGCCAGACCAAGGCGCCAAGAUUGGAAAGGAGAUAUCGUGGAGACAGGAAUGUUUUAUUUUUCAAAAAGACGAUUAGUAGAGAAUGGAGUGCUACAAAAUGACAGGUGCUCAAUUGUUGAAAUUGAUGAACAAGAUGGGUUAGAAAUCGACUCACCCAUAGACCUGACAAUAGCACGAUGUAUUAUAAAUAAUAAAACAUAAACUGGACUUUUGC
Drosophila subobscura is the source of this 962-nucleotide messenger RNA. It is a transcript of the gene Csas, whose product is annotated as N-acylneuraminate cytidylyltransferase A. Gene Ontology annotation, molecular function: N-acylneuraminate cytidylyltransferase activity. Bases 218 to 949 code for a protein of 243 amino acids. The transcript is spliced from 5 exons. The record is from RefSeq and is a predicted model, not a curated record. NCBI's taxonomy places the organism in Eukaryota, Metazoa, Arthropoda, Insecta, Diptera, Drosophilidae.